Molecule: messenger RNA, 4998 nt
Organism: Cucurbitaria berberidis CBS 394.84
Lineage: Eukaryota; Fungi; Ascomycota; Dothideomycetes; Pleosporales; Cucurbitariaceae
Product: homoaconitase
Exons: 10
Biological process (GO): transmembrane transport; L-lysine biosynthetic process
Molecular function (GO): homoaconitate hydratase activity; transmembrane transporter activity; 4 iron, 4 sulfur cluster binding
Source: RefSeq, a predicted model, not a curated record
AGCCUGCCAAUUCUUCGUGUCGCAUCGCACCUGCCCCGGGCAAAUGCUGGUCCACGUACCUUCUCUACGACCGCACUUCGACGCGAAAACCAGGAUGUCUUUCACUCGCUAAAGGAGAGCCCUGCGGCAAAUUUCAUGUCGGCCCUCCAAGAGACACCCAAGACACCUCAGACGCUCACUGAGAAGAUCGUGCAGCGACAUGCCGUUGGCGUCGCUGAGGGCAAAGUCCUCCGUUCAGGCGACUAUGUGACCUUGCAACCACACAAAUGCAUGACGCAUGACAACACAUGGCCUGUGGCCCUCAAAUUCAUGGGCAUUGGUGCUACCAAGAUCAGCGACCCGAAACAAAUCGUCAUGACGCUCGACCACGAUGUGCAAAACAAGACGGAGAAGAAUUUGAAAAAGUACAGCCAGAUCGAGCAGUUUGCGAAGAACCAAGAUGUCGUUUUCUAUCCCGCUGGAAGAGGCAUUGGCCAUCAGAUCAUGGUGGAAGAGGGCUAUGCGUGGCCAGGAACGCUAGCCGUGGCCUCGGACAGUCACUCGAAUAUGUACGGCGGCAUUGGAUGCUUGGGUACUCCUGUGGUUCGAACAGAUGCCGCCAGCAUCUGGGCAACGGGCAAGACGUGGUGGCAGAUUCCUCCGGUUGCAAAAGUCACGCUCAGCGGCAAAAUGCCUCAAGGCGUAACUGGCAAGGACGUCAUUGUCGCUCUAGCCGGUCUCUUCAACAACGACGAGGUCCUGAACCAUGCCAUCGAAUUCACCGGAACCGACGAGACAUUAGGUAGCAUCCCCGUCGAUGACCGCCUCACCAUCGCGAACAUGACAACCGAAUGGGGGGCCCUUACCGGCCUAUUCCCCAUCGAUUCCGUCCUUCACGGUUGGCUUCGGGCAAGAGCUACUCUGGCAGCCAUGGGCGAAGGAGAAGCCAAGGACCACCAUCAGCAGCAAUUCCUACAUGAGCGUAUCGACAAACUUUUCACUGCAACCGGCAUCGUCGGACAACAGCUAGGCCACAUCUUCAAACCUGCGUUCGCUGCCGACAAGGGAGCUGUCUAUGCCAAGGAGCUUUUCCUAGACCUGUCAACCUUGUCGCCCUACGUUUCUGGACCAAACUCUGUCAAGAUAGCCACUCCAUUGGCCGAAUUGCAGAGCCAGAACAUCCCCAUCAACAAGGCUUACCUCGUCUCGUGCACCAAUUCCCGUGCCUCAGACCUUGCGGCCGCUGCGAACGUUUUCAAAGACGCGUCUAUCUUGAAUGGAGGCAAGAUUCCCAAGAUUCCAGAACACGUCAACUUCUACAUCGCUGCCGCAUCUAUCCCAGAACAAAAGGCGGCUGAAGAGGCUGGCGACUGGCAGGCACUUCUGGAAGCUGGUGCGCAACCACUGCCUUCUGGCUGCGGUCCGUGCAUUGGUCUCGGUACAGGUCUUCUGGAACCCGGCGAGGUUGGAAUCAGUGCUAGUAAUCGUAACUUCAAGGGUCGCAUGGGAUCUCCUGAUGCGAAAGCAUACCUUGCAAGCCCGGAAGUCGUUGCCGCGAGUGCAUUGUCUGGCAAGAUCUCAGGUCCUGGGUGGUAUCAAGCUCCCGAAGGCUAUUCUGGCGUCCGUCGAGGCGAGGGCGAUGGUAUUCUGGAAGAGGAGCGCAUGAUGACCAUCGAAGACAUGCUCGAGAAGGCGAUCAAGGACGCCGAGGCAGCUAUUGGAACCUUUGACACCGAUACUUCAGAGACGCAAACAGUCAACCCACCUGCAGCGCCAAGCUCAGCAGCUGAGACCUUGACUGAAAUCCUUCCUGGCUUUCCGGAAAAGAUUGGCGGAGAGAUUGUCUUUUGUGAUGCUGACAACAUCAACACCGACGGUAUCUACCCGGGCAAAUACACAUAUCAAGACGAUGUGACCCGAGAGAAGAUGGCUGAAGUAUGCAUGGAGAACUAUGACCCCAGCUUCGGACAAACAGCAGCGGCAGGCGACAUCCUCGUAUCAGGCUUCAACUUUGGCUGCGGUAGUAGCCGCGAGCAAGCCGCAACCGCUAUCCUAGCAAAGGGCAUCCCGCUCGUGGUCGCUGGCAGCUUCGGCAACAUCUUCAGCAGGAACAGCAUCAACAACGCUCUCAUGGGUGUUGAGGUUCCCAAAUUGGCUAACCGUCUCCGAGAGGUGUUCUCAUCGGCAAGCCCAUCCUCCUCACAGCAGGCUAUCAAGGAGCCUUCAAACAACCGCGAAUCGCUCGACUCUCCACCACCAGCAGCGACAGAACAACCAGCCCAGGCCAAGCAGCUAACCCGCCGAACUGGUUGGACCCUGGAGUGGGAUGUGCGCAGAAGUACUGUGUCCGUGCAGGAGGGACCAGGCGGCUCGACAUGGAGCGUCAAGGUCGGUGAGCUCCCUCCCAACGUUCAAGAGAUCAUCGCACUCGGUGGCCUCGAAAACUGGGUAAAGAAGGAGAUUGGCAGUACAUUCAGACCGUUUAGGCAUUUGUUCGACAUGUCCUGGCUCAGACGGCGAGCCGGCCCUUUAAUCAUCAUCGGAACAUCUGCAUUCGGCGGCGCCGCAUAUCGCUUUAUUAAACCUGCAGAUUCCUCCGAUGCGUCGCUAAACCCGCAUACCUUUACACCAUACACGCUCGUCGACAAGAAACCCGUGUCUUCCACAAGCGCGAUAUUCACAUUGCGCAACCGUGAUGGCGCACCAGACCCGGAAAGCGUAAAGGAAGUGUGGAAACGCAGCGCUUGGAGCGUGCAGAUCAAGCAGCCGCAAUUGCAGAUUGCGCGCGCAUACACGCCGUUGCCGCCAGUCUCAGAUGGAAGAAGGAAGGGUGAAGAUGAGCCACAGGACAUACGAUUGCUGAUACGGCAAGAGCACGGGGGCGAGGUGUCAACGUAUCUGCAUCGGCUACCUGAGGAAUCGACGAUAGAACUACGCGGCCCGAACGUCGAAUGCGAGCUGCCCCACGAUAUCAAAGAGGUCAUAUUCCUGGCAGGAGGGACGGGUAUAGCGCCUGCCAUGCAGGUAGCGCAAGCAUUGGGGCGGAGAACAGGAAGCGCAAUGCAUAUACUGUGGGCAAACCGGCGGCGCGAAGAAUGUGUUGGCGGAGUCAGCGACGAGCGCGAUGGCAACACGGCCGUACAGAGUCGAAAAGGAUGGUGGAAGAGCCUUGUUGGCGAUAAUGAACCCGCUGCUCAAAAAACGCUCCGAGGAGACCAGAGCGAGCGCAAAGGUAUCAUUGUUCAGGAACUUGAUGCGCUCAAGGAGCGGAGUGAACCAGCCACGAGAGGCCUGAGUGUACAGUACUACGUCGACGAGGAAAAUACGUUCAUACAACCUAGCGAUGUUAUGAAAAGAACGAGUCGAUGGCGAGAAGGGACGGGCUCGAGCUUAAUCAUAGUCUCGGGCCCAGAUGGGUUCAUCGAGUAUUGGGCGGGCAAGAAGCUCUGGGUGAAUGGCAGGGAGGUACAAGGACCGCUUGGAGGACAGCUGGGAAAUAUGAAUUUGGGAGAGUGGAGGGUGUUGAAGUUGUCUAGUGAGAGUCCCGAACCCGACGCCGAACUCGGCACCGCUCUGACGCCACCAAUCACAGACAAGGACCCCAAUGCACGACCAGAAUGCUUCAGAUCCACGGUCCAAGAAUGCUUGUUCUGGGAAACAUGGAUGGCUAAUAUCGCGGCUAGAUUGACAGCAGGUGCAUUGCUGUUAUUCUUUGGCAGCAUAGCAGAUCUCUUCGGCCGCAAAUCCAUGUUCAUCGGGUCCAUGUUCCUCUUCUCCGUCUUCUGUCUAGGCGCUGGGUUUUCUCGAUCUGGCAUGACUCUCGACAUACUCUGCGGCGUCCUUGGAAUCUGGUCUGCAUCUGCUGUUCCGCCAGCCCAGGGUAUGCUGGGUACUAUCUACGAGAAACCUUCUCCAAGGAAGAAUAAAGUUUUUGGCUGCUUCAGUUCUGGAAAUCCUCUAGGAUUCGUCUUUGGUACUAUACUUUCAGGGCUGUUCACACAGAUAUUCAAUUGGAGGGCGGGCUUCUUUUUGCUCGCGAUUGUGUACUUUUGUAUCAGCGUCAUCGCGAUAUUCACGGUGCCAAAAGAUACGGCUCUGAAGCAAACCCUCGACGACGAGACUAUCAAGAAGCUAGAUCUACCUGGUACCGCGAUGACCAUCCUGGGUAUUGGCAUGUUUUGUGCUGCUCUGAGUCUUGGUGGCGAUGCACCAGAUGGCUGGAAGACACCCUACGUCCUCGUACUACUGAUUUUGGGCGUUUUAUUAAUCACUGCAUUUAUCGUGUGGGAGAAAAAGUACCCGUAUGCCAUGAUCGACAUGAAUAUCUGGAAAGACCGAGACUUCUCCUUGCUGCUCGUCAUCCUCACCUACGGCUUCCUUGGAUUUCCCGUGCUCUCCUUCUGGCUUGCACUCUAUUUCCAGAAGGUGCUUGGAUACUCGGCCUUGAUGACUGGCGUGCAUAUGCUCCCGAUGGUCGUCGUAGGCUUGCUCGCCAACCUGGUAGCCGCUCUCAUUCAACACAAAGUCUCGAACAAGUUGAUCGUGGGGAUCGGUGCAGGGGCAUAUCUAGUGUCGUUUGUGCUUGCUGCGGUACAGCGACACGGCGACUCGUACUGGGCCUUUUCGUUUCCCGCAUUGAUGCUCUGCGUAGUGGGAGCAGACUUCCAGUUCAUUGUUGCAAACUCCAUCGCAGGCUCGCUCUUGCAGACCUUGACACGCCUCUGCACGGCAGUCGCCUACGGCAUCGCCACUGCCAUCUUCGACGCUGUAGAAAGACGUCCAACCUCCUCUGGAUACUAUGCCAACAACGCUGUGGAGCCCUUUGCAGCAGUCUUCUGGUUCUCCGCAGGGUGUGCAUUCGUCGGACUACUUUUUGUUCCAUUCUUGCGAAUCGGCACGCAAGGCCACAAGGGCGAUACGGGCCGAGUGAAGGGCCGCGUAGAGAGUCUAGAUGACGGACAUGUGGCCGUUGCUGUGAAUGAGAAACAUGAGGAGUUCAAUGUAGGAGUGAAGAGUUGA